Didymosphaeria variabile is the source of this 1797-nucleotide messenger RNA. RefSeq lists its product as uncharacterized. Gene Ontology annotation, biological process: mRNA export from nucleus; regulation of DNA-templated transcription elongation. The coding region runs from base 1 to 1797 and encodes 598 amino acids. Gene Ontology annotation, cellular component: THO complex part of transcription export complex. The record is from RefSeq and is a predicted model, not a curated record. NCBI's taxonomy places the organism in Eukaryota, Fungi, Ascomycota, Dothideomycetes, Pleosporales, Didymosphaeriaceae. The transcript is spliced from 5 exons.
AUGGCGAUAUCUGCCAUGUCUUCUGAGGCUUGCUUCGGUCCCAGGCUCAACGCUCUGGUACAACGGGCACGCGCGGUAAAACAAGAGACCUCCAUCGACCCGCCUCUCCAAAUACCCGCGCUUCUAAAAGAUAACGAACCCCUUGUGGAGCGCAUAGAGCCCAGAGAUCUCCGCGAACUCACGGCCGAAAGUGCUGCUAAAAGCAUCCUUUAUCCGAUUCUCAACUCUACGCGCAUCAACGACCCUUCCUUUGUCGAUGUGUGGAACCUUCUGGACGUGGUGCAAGGUUGCGCAGACAGAGACCUCUGUUCGAAUCAGCUCGUGCUGCUACUUGCUGAAGAGGUACUAGACAGUCUGUCUAUUGCCGAUUGUCAUGUCGCGUUCAACUAUCUCGAGUCGCGGAGAGAGGCUAUCCUUUCUGGGGGAACCGGAACCACAGGCAGCAAAGAGAUGGUCAUCCUGCGCACGUGUAAUGAGCUGCUCCGUCGUUUGUCGCGCGCGGAAGACCCUGUAUUUUGCGGACGUGUAUAUGUGUUUCUCUUCCAGAGCUUCCCGUUGGGCCACAAGGGCUCCGUCAAUCUGCGAGGCGAAUUCCAUGUUGGAAACGUGACGACAUUCGAAGAUUUUAUCGUGUCAGAGCAAAGUGGUGACCUGGUCAUGCUGGACGCCCCUACUAGUCAGGUCGAGGAUGUCAAGGAAGAAGCCAAACCGGAAGAGACCAAGCCAACAGAAGCUGACAGCCGUACGGAGGAGAAACCAUCAACGAUGGACAUCGACACCCUCUAUCCCGUCUUCUGGUCGUUACAACACUCGUUCUCGAACCCUCCGCGGUUGUUCGACGAUGAAAAAUUCAAACAAUUCCAAACAGCGCUAGAAGCUACACUCGCAAAGUUCAAAGAGGUUCCGAAGGUCAUCCAGUCGGGACCAUCGGCUCGCAAAGCAGGGUCUUCAACUUCAGCGGACGACAGCUAUGACGAAUUCGCCAAUGCUUUCAACCCAAAGUACCUCACUAGUCGCGAUUUGUUCAAGCUUGAGCUUAGCGAUGUUGCCUUCCAACGCCACGUCCUAGUUCAGGCUUUGAUCCUCAUCGAUUUUCUCCUGACUUUAACGGGGACAGCGAAGAGCAAGCCGUAUUAUGAGAAUGCACAGCAGUCAAUGAAGUACAAUUUCACACUGAGUGAAGAAGAUACCGAAUGGGCGUUGGGCAUCAAGAACUCGAUUGCAAAUUACCUGCAGGAUGGUCCGGAUGGCAAAUUCUAUUACCGGGUGGUGGAUACGGUACUUUCCCGGGACAAGAAUUGGGUCAGAUGGAAAAUGGACCGUUGCCAAUCAUUUACGCGCCAGAGAGUCCCUGCUAAGAUGUUUUUGGAGUCGAAGGGGGGAGCGGUAGCUGCGGUUACCAGCAAGAAAGACCGCAAGCCAGGAGGAGUACCGCCAGCGUUGCGUUUCCUGGCCGCUGCUGAGCCAGGAAAGGGGUUGGCGCAGCUGAGACAGCGCGGACAGUUCACCAAGCCAAGUCCGCAGGACUAUACAGCGCGGAUUGAAACGACCGACCAAGAACCCCCAACAGAGGCAGACCCGCGCGAACUAAACGAAAAGAUCACCAGCAGCACGUGGAGGGGUCUCCGCCUGGCUUCACAAAACCAGCUGAGCUUAUUCGAUAGAUUCAACCAUGCAAAUGGUUUGAAGAGCCUCUUUCAGCCGGGCCAGACACGUACUGAGGACAAGGGUGGCGAACCACAGCCAGAGCAGACCGUAGAGGAGCCGCGGGCCGAUGAACAAAGCAUUGUGGCUUGA